Lactuca sativa (garden lettuce) is the source of this 1801-nucleotide messenger RNA. Its product is annotated as Major facilitator superfamily protein. Gene Ontology annotation, molecular function: sugar transmembrane transporter activity. Gene Ontology annotation, cellular component: membrane. The record is from RefSeq and is a predicted model, not a curated record. Gene Ontology annotation, biological process: transmembrane transport; carbohydrate transport. NCBI's taxonomy places the organism in Eukaryota, Viridiplantae, Streptophyta, Magnoliopsida, Asterales, Asteraceae.
CGCGUCAGCAAAACAACAGACACUAGUCAAAUCACAACUCCACCUGUUUCACUGCUCUCCGUUGCUUGUACUCCCAUCUUUUCUCUCUCACGCAAUUCGUCGAACAUAUCCUGCUCAUUCUCGAUCUCGGAAGUACAAUUCUUAUUUUUAUGUAGUGCACCAAAGACAGACAACUAGAGAGAGGAUCAAUGAGUUUCAGGGAUGAGAAUGAAGAUGGGAAGGAUCUCCGAAAACCCUUUCUUCAUACCGGAAGUUGGUAUCGUAUGGGUUCCCGACAGUCCAGUAUGAUGACGUCUUCUCAGAUGAUCAGAGACCGCUCUGUUUCUGUGCUCGCUUGUGUCCUCAUCGUUGCCUUAGGCCCCAUCCAGUUCGGUUUCACAGGUGGCUAUUCUUCACCUACGCAAUCGGAAAUCAGUCGAGAUCUUAAACUUACCGUCUCUGAGUUUUCAUUGUUUGGAUCUUUAUCGAAUGUGGGCGCCAUGGUUGGUGCAGUAGCUAGUGGUCAAAUUGCAGAGUAUAUUGGCCGAAAAGGAUCGUUGAUGAUUGCAGCUAUCCCAAACAUACUUGGCUGGCUUGCUAUAUCAUUUGCCCAAGAUUCAUCGUUUCUUUACAUGGGAAGGUUACUCGAAGGAUUUGGUGUUGGGAUUAUAUCAUAUACAGUUCCUGUAUAUAUAGCUGAAAUAGCACCUCAAAACAUGAGAGGGGGAUUAGGUUCUGUCAACCAGCUAUCUGUGACAAUUGGAAUUAUGCUUGCUUAUUUGUUGGGACUUUUUGUUCAUUGGAGAGUACUUGCAAUUUUGGGAACAUUACCUUGCUUAAUUUUGAUACCUGGCCUCUUUUUCAUCCCUGAAUCUCCUAGGUGGUUGGCAAAAAUGGGAAUGACAGAUGAUUUUGAAGCUUCUUUACAAGUUCUUCGUGGUUUUGAUACUGAUAUUACCCAAGAAGUGAAUGAAAUUAAGAGGUCUGUGGCAUCAUCAAACAGAAGAGCUGCAAUUCGUUUUUCAGACCUCAAACAAAGAAGAUAUUGGUUUCCUUUAAUGAUAGUAUUUGGCUUACUUGUUCUCCAACAGCUAACUGGAACCAAUGGCGUUCUCUUCUAUUCCAGUACCAUAUUCGAAUCUGCAGGAAUAUCUAAUAGUAAUGUUGCGACAUUCGGCCUAGGAGCUAUUCAAGUGAUUGCAACUGGGGUUUCGACAUGGUUGGUUGACAAAACUGGCCGCAGGAUUUUGCUUAUUGUCUCUUCUUCUACAAUGACUCUGAGUCUCAUAGUCGUUGCAGCAUCAUUCUUCAUUAAGGGUUUUGCAGAUGAUGGUUCCACCACGUAUACUGUAAUGGGCAUUUUAUCAUUGAUUGGAGUUGUGGGCAUGAUCAUUGGUUUUUCUCUUGGAAUGGGGCCGAUUCCAUGGAUUAUUAUGUCGGAGAUUCUAGCGGUGAAUAUAAAAGGACUUGCGGGUAGUGUAGCAACAUUAGCCAAUUGGUUUAUCUGUUGGGUCGUUACAUUGACGGCACCUUUGCUUUUAGCUUGGAGUAGUGGAGGAACGUUUACUCUGUAUAUGGUUACGAGUGGUAUAACGGUUGUAUUUGUGGCCCUUUUGGUACCGGAGACCAAGGGGAAAACAUUGGAAGAGAUUCAGUCUUCGUUUAGAUGAUCCUAAUUCAAACUUGGAGGAGGUUAUAAUUACUUAUCUAUUUUAUAAUUUUGUAAUUUAUUUUAUAUCAAGCUCAAAUAUCAUUGUUGUAUUCAUAUUGUAUGCACUAUGCAGAAGCAAAUAAAUAAUAUCCAUCCACCCCAAUUUUUACA